This is a messenger RNA of Brassica oleracea var. oleracea, 521 nucleotides long. Its product is annotated as signal recognition particle 9 kDa protein. Gene Ontology annotation, biological process: negative regulation of translational elongation; SRP-dependent cotranslational protein targeting to membrane. The record is from RefSeq and is a predicted model, not a curated record. NCBI's taxonomy places the organism in Eukaryota, Viridiplantae, Streptophyta, Magnoliopsida, Brassicales, Brassicaceae. Gene Ontology annotation, cellular component: signal recognition particle, endoplasmic reticulum targeting. The coding region runs from base 92 to 403 and encodes 103 amino acids. Gene Ontology annotation, molecular function: 7S RNA binding. The transcript is spliced from 4 exons.
CUUCGGCUUCGGCUCCGUCGAGGUUUUUCCAUCUUCCGGAGAUUUGCAUAGAAUUGAAAUCGCCGCCCUUAGUCCGUUCAGCUGAAUCGAGAUGGUUUACAUAGUUUCGUGGGACGAAUUCGUAGAUCGAUCUGUUCAGCUUUUCCGAGCUGAUCCCGAAUCUACCCGGUAUGUCGUCAAGUAUAGACACUGCGAUGGCAAGUUGGUUCUUAAGGUUACUGAUAACAAAGAGUGUCUCAAAUUCAAGACAGACCAAGCACAAGAAGCGAAGAAGAUGGAGAAACUGAAUAACAUAUUUUUCACACUCAUGGCCAGAGGACCUGAUGUUGAUCUCUCUGAAGUCACCGGCAAAGAACCGAUGGAGACGCAGCCUGCCAAGAAAGGGAGAGGAAGGAAGCAAUAAGUCUCGUGAAUCUGUAUUUUCUAUGUUCUUUUCCUCAUAUUUGGUAUCAAGAUUUUGAUCCAUUUUUUUGUUAAAUAUUUUGAGAUGGAUUUUUAAUUAACGUUUUUGCGUUUGAACU